UUAUGAGUCUUCUAUUCAUUAUAAUUCACUGCGGCUUUGACAUUUUUCCCUAAAACAUAACAAAAAUCUCUCAGGCACUAAGAGAUCAUGCUGUUUUACCUCAGCGAUUAUUUGUGAGCUAUGGCGGAUCCGUUGAAGCACCAACUAAAGAGCCGAUGCCCAAGCAGCACAUCCACGGUCCCCAGCAGAGGCCUCUUGUGAGGAGGGAGCUGGAGACGGCCAUCCAGGCACCCUUGGCGGUGCCCGCGACCCGGCGUGUGCGGCGAGGCCGCGGGCAGCGGGACCCUGAGCGCCGGCCGGCGGCGGCGGGAGGAUGAACGGCACCCGCGCCCGGGCCAGCCACCGCGCCCAGCCGGUGGUGAAGAGCGUGCUGGUGUACCGCAACGGGGACCCUUUCUUCGCGGGGCGCCGCGUCGUCAUUCACGAGAAGAAAGUGUCCAGCUUCGACAUCUUUCUGAAAGAGGUGACGGGCGGCGUCCAGGCGCCCUUCGGGGCCGUCAGGAAUCUCUACACCCCGCGCACCGGGCAUCGCAUCCGUCAGCUGGACCAGAUCCAGAGCGGGGGCAACUACGUGGCUGGGGGCCCGGAGGCCUUCAAGAAACUCAAUUACUUGGACAUAGGAGAAAUCAAGAAAAGACCUAUGGAAGUUGUUAAUACAGAGGUGAAACCAGUAAUCCACAGCAGGAUAAAUGUGUCAGCUCGAUUCAGAAAACCUCUUCAGGAACCCUGUACUAUCUUCCUCAUAGCAAAUGGAGACCUCAUAAGCCCAGCUUGUCGCCUCCUCAUCCCUAGAAAAGCCUUGAAUCAGUGGGAUCAUGUCCUACAGAUGGUCACAGAGAAAAUAACUCUGAGGAGUGGGGCUGUUCACAGACUUUAUACUUUAGAAGGAAAACUUGUUGAAAGUGGGGAAGAAUUGGAGAAUGGACAGUUUUAUGUGGCUGUCGGCAGAGAUAAGUUUAAGAAAUUGCCUUACAGUGAAUUACUUUUUGACAAGUCAACAAUGAGAAGGUCUUAUGGUCAGAAAGCUUCUUCACUGCCUCCUAUUGUAGGAUCCAGAAAGUCUAAAGGGAGUGGAAAUGAUCGCCAGUCUAAGUCAACUGUAGGAUCCAGUGACAACUCAUCUCCUCAGCCCCCAAAGAGGAAAGGGAAAAAAGAGGAUGUGAAUCUAGAAAGACCCACAAAAGGGAAACAAAAUCUGAAGUUAAAGAAUUCAGCACAAACAAUUCCAAAUAGUGAUGAAGGCAUUUUCAAAGCUGGAGCAGAGAGAUCUGAAACACAGGGGGCAGCAGAAGUCCAAGAAGAUGAAGAUACUCAAGUUGAGAUUCCAGUGGAUCAGAGGCUAGCAGAAAUAGUAGAUGAGGAAGAAGAUGGAGAGAAAGAAAGCAAGGAUGCAGAAAAGAAAGAAGAAUCUUCAGGAAUGAAUGGUGAAGUUGAAGCGGAAGGAGGUGAAGAGGCUACAGCUGCCUCUGAGCAGGCUGAGGAGAUGCCGGGGCACCAGGAUGAGCAGGGAGGUCCUGUGCGUGUCAGUGGAGGCACCAAUGAAGAAAAUGGUGAGGAACUGGAUCAGGUCAAUAAUGAGCUUCAAGAGGCAGUGGAGAAGGAAAUAAAGUCUCAAGGAGCACCUGACAAUGAACAAGAGGAGGCUGACUCAGACCCUCAAAGACCACCAAGGCCAGAAGUAAAGAUCACUGGUCCACAGGAAAAUGAUGACAAUGAACAAAGCAAGGACUAUGCUGUUGUAGCAUAAAUGACUUUUAAAAAGAGAGUGUGGUCAUAAGAAAAAUGAAGGGUUAUAAUACUUGAAUAACACAUAUAGUUAUUGCUAAACAUAACACAAGAGUGGGGUUAAAAAUUACUUACUGGAUUGUAAAAUUAGAGACCUAAUGGAAAGAUUAGGUAAAUUUGAAUAGCUACUGAAGGAGAGUGGCUUCUUAUGGGAUGUGUUCUUCCAAGUCACUUUAAGUAAAGUAAGAGAAGAGGGGUAGAGGAGAAUCUGACCAGGAGGCAGUUGGGAUCUGGUUUCUGUGAAGAGUGAAGAAAUGGGAUCACUCCUGUUGCCUAGUUUCUUACAUAGUUAGAAGUGAAGUUCUUAGAUGGCAGCAUAUGCUAAAGCACUUACCUGAGAAGGCAUAGUUUUAAAUGAUAAUGGGAAAGCAUGUAUUAUUUUUAAGCAAUAACUCUUGAAUAAACAAAUUAUAAUUUAGUUUCAGAGAAAAUUUGAAGAUGGCAAUAGAUUGAAAUGUUUCCAUGACUUGUUGACAUCCUGUUCUUUCUUCCUCCUUAACCAGAAUCCGCCUAAAAAGAAUUAAAAAGAAUGUGAGGGAUUCAUUUUGGAAGGAGGAAGUAUUCAUUUAGUGUAUUAGUGAUUGAUAUUGUCAUGUUCCUUCCUUAAGUGCUUCAGGUUUAGUCCUUGUGGCUUUCAGGAUGGAAUUAUAAAGAAACAUCCAAUUAUAUUACUGAGGCUGGCUGGAUGGUUUGCAAAUUCCUAGUAUCCUAUGGAUUUUCACUGGCCCAGUCUAUCUUUACCAGUAAUAUACCUCUCUACUUCCUCAUGGUAGGAAACUCAAUAUUGGCUGUUCCAAAGACUGAAUUUUGCAAAAGGAAAAUGUAGGCUUAUGAUGAGUUUCUCAUGCUCAAUUUCACUUGCUUUUUGCCUUAUUUCUGUUAGCAGACUGUCUUGUUACAUUUUGUCCCUAAGGAUAUCAGCAAAUACUUAUUUUCAAGCCAGUUACAGCUAGACUUUCUAGCAGAUUCCUUUCCAUAUAAUUAGAAAUUAUCUGAUAGAAAUUAUAGAAAAAAGUUUAAAAUUGCUAUAAUGAAACUAGUUCCAAAUUACUAGUUUGUGGGAUUAGUAACUCACAAUUGCCUUGUUAGAUAUAUAUGGGGAAAAACAUAAAUAAUAUUUUUGUUAUAUAGAAAUGAUCAUUUGAAAUUUAAGCUGCUAGUGUUUUCAUAGAAUUCAUUAUUAACUAUAAGUUUAAAAAUUUCCCCUCCAGGUUUUAUAACCAACUGCUUGGAAUCAGAGUAGUUAUAUAAAAUACUUAAUAAUGCUAUAGAAAAUGGAUAUAUUUUUCUUAGCAGCUACUUCAAUAUUUUCCACAAAUAGGAAGUGUAAGUGGAGGCUAUAAUGUAACAGUAUUAGAAAGAGAUAAUGAUAUGAGUAUAUUAAUCUGGGAGGUUGAAUUAUAGAUGAGGCACUAUAUUUCUAGCUUAAAAUCUAGAUCGUGCUGUCUACUAGUACGCUUAUUGUCAAAUGGGACGAUAAAAUCACCAUAGAUGCCAAGCGACAGUCUUGUGUUGCUAGGGAAGUAGAUUACCUGGUUUUUCAAUGUUAAAUUCCCAUACUGGGCCUGGGUUAAUGAUUUUAAAUCAUCUAUAAAAAUAAGGGAUUAAAUAUAAGAAAUUAUAUAACUAAUUAUCAAGGCAAUUUUUUCCUUCUCUUUAAUGAGAUUUUCCUCUGUUUUCCUUUCAAUAAAGAUAUUGUCUUGUUUUUCCCCUUUCCUUCAUUAUCCUAUAAAGCUUAGGUUUUCAGGAGCUUUUAAAAAUCAUAUUAAAGGAGAACUAUGUUGUUUUACAUUAAAAAAAAAGUUUUGUAAUUUUUUUGCAAAGUUUUGUAUUUCACAUAUGUUUCAAGAAAAUGAUAGGCCACAACUGUGUUCUAACUUGAGGGAACGAACAACUAGUAAUCACUUUAAAAAAAGA
Molecule: messenger RNA, 3702 nt
Organism: Artibeus jamaicensis (Jamaican fruit-eating bat)
Lineage: Eukaryota; Metazoa; Chordata; Mammalia; Chiroptera; Phyllostomidae
Gene: DCDC2
Product: doublecortin domain containing 2
Exons: 11
Coding region: 314-1747 (477 amino acids)
Biological process (GO): dendrite morphogenesis; regulation of cilium assembly; cilium assembly
Cellular component (GO): kinocilium; axoneme; microtubule organizing center
Source: RefSeq, a predicted model, not a curated record